This is a messenger RNA of Parnassius apollo (apollo), 6066 nucleotides long. Lineage: Eukaryota; Metazoa; Arthropoda; Insecta; Lepidoptera; Papilionidae. The record is from the annotation of a GenBank genome assembly.
AUGGAGCAUCCUGGAGUGCCUAAGUUGAAUACUUUUUCAUUUUCUCUAGAAGAAAUCAGUAAAUUGCUGGAUCAAAAAUUAGAAUCCAAACUACAAAGCGCACAUGUUUGUCUAGCCACAGAAAUCAAGCAAGAAUUUCGUAACGUUUUAAAGAAUUUAGAAAGUGAUUUCAAGCAAAUAACUGAAUCUUUAACACAAGAAAUUUUAGAGGAUGAAAACUCCAAGUUUAAGGAAAAAAUAUCAAUACUCAAAGACAAAUUGAAAGAAGCAACAAAGAUUAUUGAAGAUCUGACUGAACAAAUGCUUAUAAUAAAUGACGAGUGCGGCCGUUUAAAAGAGUCUCUUGGUGUUACGGAACAAGUAAAAUCUGAGCUUUUGGAGGAAGUAGAAUACUUAAAAGAAGAAAUAUUUUCAAAAAAGAAUCAUAAAGAAAAUGUCUUGGAAGAGAUGAAGGCAAAAAUUAAACAUCUAAAGAAUGUAAUAAGUACUCAAAACAAAGAAAUAGAACAAAUAUCCGAAGAAAAUAAUAAACUAAAGAAUGAUCUUAUCCAAGUACCUUCCCUUGCUCCUGUUCUUCUAGAAGAAAAAGAAAAUAAUUUGGAAAAGUUAAGGAUAAGAGAAUUAGGCGAAAAACUUGCAGAAGCUUCGAAUGAAAUAAUACGUUCAGCUUCUUUAAUAGAUGUUUUAAAAGCCGAAAACAAGCAGCUAAAAACUAUUAUUGAAGAAACUAUCGACGUAAACGACGACUCUAAUGUUACAAAUGAAUGUGACGAUGGCAAAGAACGUAAUAUGAUAAAUAAAUUAAAAAUGAAAGUUAAAAAAUUGACAGAUGAACUUCAUCAUUGUGAGGAGAUGUUGAUUAUCAGAGAAAAUAAGAUAUCGGAGUUGUCAUCGCAACUCAAUCUUUUGAAAUCCGACGAAGGUGUUAAUGCUUUACUAACUGCUAUUAAAAACAAAAAACAAGAACUCAAAAUCAAAGAUGAAGGUAUAAAAUCUUUAGUAAAGGAUGUAAAUAAAUUAAAUAAAGUUGUAAAUGAUCUGCAGAUGGAAAAUGAAUCCAUGAGACGAGAGCUGAAUAUUACCUCGGAGGAUAAAAUUCCAACACAGGGAAUUAUGCAUGAAUACUAUAUUUUAAAUCAAGAGAAAAUGGCUUUGACUAAGGAACUUGCAAAACUGGAAAAUCAACUUGUUGAAACAGAAAUGGACAAUCGAGAAAAAGAUGUGAAAAUAUCUAAAUACGUGAAAUUGUUAGACAACUUUGGAUUUAGCAACUUGAAAGCCGAUAAAAUGAUCGGACAUGAAAAUGGCGAUCGUAAUGAGGUUGAACGAAUAAACAAUACCAUCCAAUCAUCUGAUUACACAAAUCAAGAAUUAGACGUUCAAAUUCUACUUGAAGAAAAUGAGGGUCUACGUAAAGGACUUCAAGAAAUUUUACAUUUUCUUAAAGACAACAGUGCCAGUUCAUCUGGUGUAUUGACCUUAGAAUGUCCAAGUUUAGAAGCAGUUUUAAAUUCCUUGGAAGCACGUCAUGCAGCUGGUUGGUUUGCUCCACAUAUUGCAACCACAAUGCAACUAAAAGCGGCUUUUGGUGGAAAAGAUGCUCUCCUAACUGCGCUUCACCAGUCCAGAAAGGAGACAUUUGAAUUAAUAACGCAAUUGACGAAAGAAUCUCAAAAGUGUGUAGACCUGAAAAAUAAACUUCUUGAAUUAGAAGUAAAAAGCAAAGAAUCUCAAGAAUUGGCUAAAUCGAAUGAAUCGACGAAAAAUAUUGAGAUUGGUGAAUUUAGUUUUUGGGUGCCUGAAAAUGAAGACAGUGAUAUCGAUUUAUUCGAUAAAACUCAAAUGGAAAAAGUUAUUUUAAAAAGGAAUUCUGUUUAUCAACGAGAAGUUAAAAAUGCUUUAAAAUAUUUUUGUAACAAAUUUGAAAUGCUUUUUGAUAAAAUGACUGAAAUAGCUACUAAGACAGAAGAUGAUAAAAAUAAAUGGUCAAUUCAAGAAGAAUACUUAAAAGCUGAAAUCGAAAACUUAAAGGCAUUAAAAAGCAUCCCUGAAGACGACGAUGCAAGUGAUACUUCCCCUGGUUUAGUAACUACUCCUAACAUUAGUGUUCUAGAAAGGAAAUGUUUUUAUCUCGAGGAAUCCUAUAAAAACAUCAGAACUUCUUAUGAAAAUAUUAAAAAUGAACUCUUAGAAUUUAAAAAAGAUGGAUUAGUAUCUACCACAAAAUAUGAAUCUCUGAUCCAGAAUUUGAUAUUGCUUAUCAUAAGCCUCUCAGACAAACUGCGCUCUUCUAUACCUGAGAACAUAUUUUGGAAACAAAAUUUAAUGCUAAAUGAAAUAGCGACAAAAUAUAACCAAUUACUAAACAAUGAUAUAACGAGGACAGUUCAACCAUUUAAACUUUAUGAGUACCUGGAAGAAAGUAAAAGGAGUGUUAUAGACACCAUACUAAAACAGCUACAAAAAACAAAUAAGAACGGAAUCAAGGAUCAAGAAUAUAAUAUCGUUGCUAAAGCUGAACAAGCUCUUGCCGAAUCGCAAUUGCAAGGGAUUUGCUCGGAGUUAGAAAGAAAAAACGUACAGAUAACCCAAUUAACUAAAUGUAAUAUGGAAAUACAAGAAUUACAAGUCAAACUAAUAGACGAAACUUUGGCAUCAGAAACAAAGGAGGAAAUAAAUAUUAUGAAACAAAAUUUAUUACAUUUAAGGAAUGAAAAUAAAACUCUUAAAGAACAAUGUAAACAGUUAAAAAAUCAACUGGAUAUUACUUUAUUACAGUUGCAAAGUGAUAAUCAGAGUUAUUUGAAAUAUGAAACAGAAAUAAAUAUGUUAAGACAUCAAGUACUUGAUCUACAAUCGAUCGGAGAUAACAAAGCAGUUCUUGCACGGUUGGGAAACGAAAUAUUAAUAGCACACCUCAAUGCAACUGAAUACCAGAAAAUGGUGGAAAAUCUCAAACAAUCUUUAAUAAGGGAGAAAGAAUUACGAGCAGAAACAGAAGAUUCCAUAAUAGCCCUACAAAGAGUGUUUGAUAUGUACACUAUAAAAUACGAAAGCAAAUUCAGAUACAUGUUUGAAGUUAUACAAACAUUGAGACUACAAUAUCACGGUUGUGUACCGUUAGCGUCAGCCGAAAAUUAUCUGAAUAAUUUACAGGAACUUUCCAAGAAAACUGUCACUAUGAAUGAAAAAUCAAAUGAAAUUGAAAAUUUAAGAUUUAGCCUAAUCGCCAAACAUAGUGUCUAUGAUCAAAUAUUAGAACUAACAAAAUCGGAAUCUUGUGAAGAUACAGAAAGAUGUCGGCAUAAACUGCAAUUAAUUGUUUCGGAGGGUAUAUGCGCAAGAGAACUGGAACAUUGCAAUAUAAAGCUGCACGCUUUAGAAAAAGCACAUCAAAAGUUAUUAGAGCGAUGUAAUUAUCUAGAAAGAACAUUAGUUUCGGUAAACCAAGAUUUAAGAAAUGACGCCAUCAAUAAGAAUGUCAUAAAAAAUUCAGUUUACCAUAUAACCACGGAUAAUAAUAACAUUGUAGUAGAAAAUGUUGAAUCUGAUUAUGAAUCAAGUUCUAGCGAAAGUGGAACGUUUACUUUGCCUAAACCUCAUACAACUCAAUUGCAAAAUCAAAUUAUUUUACAAGAAAAGAAACCAGUAGCAAAUUUUAAUAAUAUGACAGACCAAAUUCAGCAGACAGAUAAUCCAAAGAAUGUAAGUAUAAUGACACAGACAAACUUAGUAUUUUCUGAAAGAAGUGAUAAACAUAUUCAAACAGACAAAGAUUAUAAUAAUUUAAGUGAAUUAAAACUUCGUUUAGAAAAUUUGGAAAUCAGAAAAAAAGAGCAAGAUCAGAAACUUAUCCAGUGUAUUAGUGUGUCAGAGGAACGAGCAAGAAAUAUUGCAUUGCUUAAGGAAGAAAAAAAUGCUUUAGAGGAAAAAAGUCAAAGUCUCACUCAAAACAAUUUCAAAUUAAAGAAAUUGAAUGAACAUUCAAAUAAAACUAUUGAAUUACUUCAAAUAGAACUUGAUGAAGUUAAAAGGGAUCAUGCUGAGCAAUUUAAUAAAAUAAAGAAAGAAUUGAAUGAAGAAAAUCAAUCGCUUUUACUUAACAUGAAGCAAAUUGAAAAUGACAAAAACAACAUAAUCGCGGACUAUAAACAAUUAUUAGAAAAUGAAAGAAAUCAAUCUUACACAACAGCAAAGGAGUUACAGUCAAAAUUAACAACAUUACAAGCUGAUUUAGAUGGAAAAGCAAGUGCGACCAACGCUGCAAAUGCGGAAAUUAUUAAAAAGAAUAUACUUAAAUACACUAUAAAGAACGCAGAACUUGAAGACAAAUGUUUUAAAUUACAGAAUAGUUUAGAAGAAUAUAAGACAGAAGUGACCAGUUGUCAAAGUGAGCUAAAACGUUGGAAGGAAUUAGCUUCAGAGAGACUAGAAAAAAUGGAACAGAUGAGUAUGCAACUAAAGGAACGACAUAAUCAGGAGGUUGAAUCCUACAAAGCAGAAAAUCAGCAUUGGUUGGUGCAACUAAAUGAAACACAACGUGAACAUAUGGAGUUGCGUACGCAAUUGAUGGAACAGAAGGCUUUGCAUGUUAAACAACUAUCAGAAAAAGAUACACAGAUAGAACAACUCCGAUCCGUUGUACAUAACUUAAAAACACAAAUAAUGAAUAUGCAGAUGAUAUUAUCAGUGAAUGAUCCUAGCUUCGACCUAUCCGCAAUAGUUGAAGUUGAAGAAGCAAGUGACGUCUCUCAGCAGGGUUCUGACCGUUUAGAAUUGAAGUUUGAUUCCACGGUUGAUUUGCAUGAAAUGCACGAUGAUUUUAUGAGAGUGCCUGCCACAUCCACUACUAUAUGGCAAGAACCUGCAAUCGAACGUUUGCGCCGUGAAAAGCAAUUGCUCAGUAAACAAAACGGCAUAUUGCGCCGACAGAUCAAGGCAAUCGCUGCCAGGGAACGUAGGGCGCGCCUCGAUGCUCAGAAUCUCAAGAACCAAAUAUUUCGAAUUAGCACAUCUGGAAGCAAAGCAGUGACAGCGGAAUCAGCAGCACUUCACAAUAAAAUUGCCUCUCUCCAGUCACAGCUGACGAGUGCACGGCGUGAUACACAUUCUUCCGUAGCGCUAUGGGAUAAAUGGAAAAGAGCUCAACAAACUUCAGAACGUUGGCAAGCACGAUACGAAGAGAAAUGUCAAGAGAUUACUAAAUUAGAAGCCAGCUUGAACUUAGCCAAGUCUGCUGUUACAAGGCUUGAGAAAGAAAAACGCGUAUUGUUAUCGCGGCUCGAUGAACUAAAAAAUGAAAAGCAAUUAGUGAUAGAAAAGCAAGACGGCGAAGCGUCUGAGAAGCGAGAGCUUUCCCGCAGUGAAUGUGAUUACAGCGAGAUGAAAACCGUACCCGUGUCCACUCGGGCGUUACUUGAGCGGGUAGAAGCUCAACAGAGACGCAUUGUAGCACUCGAAGUGGCUGGAAAGGGCAACGAACCACUCGUGUCGGAGUAUGAGAAAGCUCUGGCUGAGAAUACAUCGCUUAAGGGUCAAAUUCUCAAACUUGAGUCUACCUUACUGGAAACUCAAAUAAGAUCGCCUCUCAAGACCACUCCGGAGGCCAAACCAGAACUCGAAUACUGGAGAAGUUACUGCAACAUGCUCAAGGAUGAAAACGCGCAACUAACACUGCGCGUAACGUCUCUCGAGAGCACACCAUCAACGGCGCACCAGCAUCGGGUCAAUGAUCUCGAACAAACUGUACUGACACUCAGAGGGCUAGUCAGCAAAUUACAAGCCGAACUGAAGUCAUCAGCAACAAACAUGCAAAAACGAGUCGAUUGCAGACCAAGUAGCGGUCGCAGUGCACCGGAAAAGACACGAAGUCAGUUGGAGUCAUGUAAAACGGAAAUAUCAAAUCUAAAGAGGAGUAUACAAGAAAAAGACGCUCUUCUUGAAAGAUCCAAAAAUAUGCUAAGAAUCGCAGCUGAAAGAGAAGAUGAGCUAUUAAGAGAAAACGCAUUUUUACGGCGACAAUUGGAUGAGCUUACCGACGAUAAAAGAGGUGUCCUGUCGGCCUAA